Messenger RNA from Struthio camelus australis, 3328 nucleotides. The record is from RefSeq and is a predicted model, not a curated record. Lineage: Eukaryota; Metazoa; Chordata; Aves; Struthioniformes; Struthionidae.
CUUGGCGUUAAGGUCUGCUGGGAGGACACCUGCUUGCAGCCAGCAGUACCGUGGUGAGUGGAAAAAAACCCUGGGGAAAGCAGAAGGGCUAGCAAGCGAAAGUGAAAGCGGCGCUUACUUCACGGUUUUGGAAAGCAAACGGGAUUAGCGCAGCCAGGGAGCGUAUUAGGGUUGAAGCAGCCAGGAGCUGAUCAGCACUUCUGCCACAGUGAUAUCUUUAGACUCGCCUGUCUACCCUCAGAAUGGCGUACGCCUGGUAUUGGCAUGACGAUUUUGGGCAGUGGAUUGAGUAUGGCCAACAGCAUCCGGAUCAUUGCUCUGCCACUGUAACAUCUGCAGAUCUGGAGAAGGCAUUUUUAGCUAAUCGGAAAGGCACUCUGUUAUUCAGGGCUGGUUCUCAGCAGUACGAGAUAAACUUUGAAGACAUGGUCCAAAGAAAUUUGAUCUAUGAAACUCGAAGAAAAGUUAUCCGAUUGCCAAGAUUUCUGUCCUCUGGAAGUGAGCAAGAGAGAAGCCAGUUAUACACAGCUCUGACGUGUUCUGUCUAUCCUCCAGAAUGGGACCAAUCUGCACUGCCUGAUAUAGGGUACAAGUUGGUAGAGCUCAGCUGCACUUCCAGUGAAUAUAGAAAAAUUGAGAGGCUCUUUGAGAGGACAAUGAAAGAUUAUAGCAUCCGCAGACUGCAGAGGAUCCAGAACCCAGCGCUUUGGCAAGUUUUUCAGUGGCAAAAGGAGCAGAUGAGGAAGGUCAAGAACAGGAGAUGGGUGGAUGAACGGCUCCUGUUCCACGGCACGAGCGCGUCCCACCUGGCUGCCAUCUGCGAGCAGAACUUCGACUGGCGGGUGUGCGGGGCUCACGGGACGCUGUAUGGAAGAGGAAGCUACUUUGCCAGAGACGCCAGUUAUUCUCACGAGUACUGCCCAUCCCGCACUGGUCACCAGAGCAUGUUUGUAGCUCGAGUUCUUGUUGGAGACUUUGUUGAGGGCAACUCAGAGUACCUUCGCCCUCCACCCAGAGCUGGGAAUGCAAACAGGCUCUACGACAGCUGUGUGGAUGACCCGGAGGAUCCUUCCAUCUUUGUCAUCUUUGAGAAGCAUCAGGUUUACCCUGCCUAUAUCUUGGAGUAUAGCAGAGGGUUCAGCUGUAUGAUCCUGUAAAGAAUGGCAGAAUCUUCUUUGAACUGAGGCUGAGAUGCUUUUAUAAAUCUCUUUGUUAAUGUCUACACAAUUUUAGUACUUGCUAUAUAUAGCGAAAUUUUCUUUGAGAAACUGUAGAACAUUUUGUAAUGCAAUGAACCAAGACCAAUCUCCUGAAGGAUUUUUGGACAUAAUUUGUUUGGUAGGGGCUAUUCUGCCCACUGGAAGUGCUAAAUUUUAACUUUUAACUUAUCUCUAGCCUGAGAUGGGGAGGUACCUGACGUACAUGCCCUGAUGUGAUGACAUGUUUUGCAUGCUUGAAAACUGCACUGCUGAGUGUAUGGUUAACUUGAUCCACUGAUGCAGUCAUGUAUGGAUUAUUCCUGCCUGUGAUGGGGCUGAUGUGCUGAAGGGAGACUGGGUGGGAAAUGCAGAAGGAAGAAAAGUGAAAGUACCUGCACCAUGGUGUACAAGGAAGGAGUAAUAACCUGCUGUUUCAGUAGACGACAUUAAGUUCCUACAUCCUGGAAGCCUUAUAAUUGACUGCGGGGUAAAGUUUGCUUUGUUUCAUCAUCACAGUGCUGUCAGCACUGCUUACCCUAUUCUUCUACCUGAGUCUGCCCGUCCCGCUGGUGACACCAUACCCAAGUGUCAGUGUCCUCGCCCUGUCCGCCUGGGCUGACUCCCCGUCCCGGAGCAGAGCUUCCUCAGGUUUAGGUCAAGAGAACUCGCAAUAUUCCAGCUGCUGAAGUGAGACCCCAGCAGGGCCACAUUGCAGGGGGGAAGUCUGCAAUGAGCUGAGUGACCACCCAUGGUCGGGCUCUGUUAGGACUGCGGAGCCAGUGCUUGAAUGAGGGAUUCAGGAGAAAACAUGGCUUUGUGAGGGUUGGCCAGCAGCAUAGCUGCCACCACUUCCCCCCUACAGACUGAAGUUGGUGGUGGUUUAUUUUAAAUAGCCAUGCAGUCACCUAGCACUUUUCCAGGUGAUUCAGAAGUGUCUCAGCUGUGUGUGCUCUGACUGGGACAGAUGACUUGGGGCUUGCGUGACUGAUAAUAUAGGAAACCUGGGGGAUGGUGGGGUAACAUUUGGGAUGGCUGAUAGCAUGGAAACCAAAAUUAAUGUUUUUUUUUAAAACAGCCUUGUUGUAAGCUGUUGCAGUUCAGCAGAUGAUGCACAAGUGGCUCAGUUGUCCAUGCCGUGAGUGGAAGGAACCAAGAGCAUGGAUGUGUGUAGGCUCUCAUCAGCUUUCCUAAAUCCUGCUAUCUUCAGGCACAGUCAGUGCCCUUGAAAAAUGUCAGAAAUGCAGCUGUCUGCAAUGAGUCCUGCAGGUGCCAUAUUUAGUGCAUUUCUAUAUCCCAUCUCUUCUGCAGGGAGCUGGAUGAAUUACAGCUGGGACCUGAAGGUGGUUCGUGCACAAAUUAGUGAUCUAAUCUUAGCCACACAUAAGCAGAGAGCUUUCGGUGUAAUCGGGAAGUAAAGGUGAAAGUCGUGUAAAUGUACUUUUUUUCUGAAAACAGUAUUUCUUUAUGGAAGAAAGCAAAUAGCAGCAAGUUGUCUAUCUUACACCUUUCUCAAUAAAGAAAGAAGUGUACAACACUUAAUUGCUUUCCUCUGUUAUCAGUACCACUGCAUUUGAAAAUUGCAGUGGUGUCUGGUAUAUGGAGCUGUAAUGUUGCGCUGAGAUCUGUGACUCUGCUGAGAAGUAGCUAUUUUUGACUUGUUGGUCAAAAUGGAAAUGGAAGCGCUCCCUGAGGAGCCCAUGCUAUUUCAAGGUCCCUCUAGGCAAGUGUAAGUUUGUGGCACUGCCUAUCUCCAGCUCUAGAUGGCCGUUCCUGUUGUUUCCCCUAUGCCAGUGCUCAUGACUGUCCCGGGGUGGGGAGGAUCAGAUCCAGGGCACUCAUCUAGUUGAAAAUUGAGUUAGUCCAAAACAAACGAACAAACAAAAAUGGUGUUCAGGAAGAACAGUUCCCAGCUUUGCCUUGCCACCCAAGUGCUUGUGCCAAUGCUGAUGAUGAAGAGGGGAGGCUGCAGCAUAGACUUUGACUGGGAUAAUAUGAUAAUAGACCUAUAGCCUAAGCAGGCCUUUCCAUGGUAAGAGAUUUGAGAAUAUUCUUAGUAGGUGAAGGAUUGAGAGUAGACACCACUGAUAAAAGAGAAAAGUACUUGUUCGUGCUAAAAGUACUAAAGUGCU